This is a messenger RNA of Tuber aestivum (summer truffle), 1709 nucleotides long. The record is from the annotation of a GenBank genome assembly. NCBI's taxonomy places the organism in Eukaryota, Fungi, Ascomycota, Pezizomycetes, Pezizales, Tuberaceae.
UAGUACGCGUGCGACCGAUAGGUAUAUUCGUCACGUGAGUCUGAUAAGAAAAUUUCGGUGCGCCUUUUGGCUGCGAUGUGUCCUUACAUAAGGCACGUGACGAAUAUAUUUAUCGGCUGCACUCGUACUCGAGCACAAUAACUUGUCGUAAAUCACCAUACACCACCAGCCAUACAGUGCCGGUGCAAAAAAAAAAAAACAUAUUAGAUCUCAACACGGAGGCAGGAGGGGGGAGGGUUCACCCGGAGCAGGCAAAAGAGGAAGAGAAAACACAAACCCACAAUCAGCCUCCUGCGUUUUGGACAGGAAUACCGCAGAUCUAUCAUUGCUCUUCCGCGGUGACGCGCCCCCUCAAAACUAACCACAAGUUUCACCACGCCACACCUAGUCUAAUCCCGCAAACCCGCCCGCUACAAAAGAAACUUGAUUCGUCAGCACUUUGCGCAAUAUCAAUUCCAGGUGUCCUCACCUGUUAAAGGGCCUGUUUGGAUGAAGUGGUUCCCUUCCGUUGGCCCAUACAAAUGACCAUCUCCUUCCUUUUAGAAAAGGCUGUUGCCAAAAGGCCGUUUGGCACACCGGCUAUCAUCAACCUAUCCGUUUCAAUGGCUGACCGUUAGCAACAACCUUUUCUACCAGUCAACCCAUUUCGCAACGGAAUGGUUGCCACUUCUUCCUUUUUUACCAAACAGGCCCUAAGAUUUCUGUGCUUAAGGAGGUGGCGCCCGAUAGUACUAGGGUGGUUAGGGCUAUGCCAAAUACUGGUUCAAAAGCACGACUGUCACCUAUUACCCUUCGGAGGGGUAUUUGUUUUUGUUUUUUCCCUGGGAGGGGCAGGGUAUUGACGUCGAUAGAUUUGCGAAAACAUGACCGUCAUUUCGCCCGCAGACGAUAUUCUGCAGGAGGAGAAGGUUCUGGUUUCCUGGAUAUUCUCCCACCUCGGCCGCUCGUGGGUGCUCGGCGAGGAUAUACGGAUGCUUGCACCCCCCUGUACGGUUCAGGUCCAGCUUUCUACGCUCUUAUCGUUGAGGCCAUAGCUGAUGGAGGGGUCAUGGUAGGAUUGCCGAGGAGGAAGCCCAGACGAUGACUGCUCAGAGUGAGAUAUUGUGGCACUGUUUCCCCGUUUGUUUAUUUGUUCAUUUGUUGAUGUGGUUGGGUAUGCGGGGGCUUAUUGUAGCCAUGCAAGAUGCCGAUAGAAUGGUUUUUGCUGGCCAGCCACCGGCAAUCAUCAGAGAGCAGGUUUCCACUCUGGCCCGCCGCACCAUCCAUGGCUUCCUCAUCUUAGAUAGCAGAAAAGCUCCCUCGACCAUUGCGAAGACAAUCCAGGAGGCUACCAAUAUAGCUGUAAGACUCAGUAAUAAGUAGAGAACUAUUUCUGGGAACCAGAUACAUAAAACGACGGAGAUAGAUGCUGAAUAACAAUCUUAGACUGUCAUACCGGCGGUAGAUUCCCGGUACUUGACGGAAUAGAUGGUUUCGGUGGGUGAUCACCGAUGAAUGGUUUUGUGAUAUCCUAUAGAGAAAAGCAGAUGUUUAUUCACAAAUAUAGACAGCCCAGGAUGAAAUGGAGAGAAAAAAACAAACAAAGGAUAAACAAGCAACGCCGCCCAGUAAUGAAUGCCAUGAGGGAACCCAAAGAAUGUCUCCAUCUUCCCGUAAACAUCCAUAGUCCAUUUCUACGGACAGCACCCAACUCGUUCUUAACGGUCUCC